This is a messenger RNA of Onychomys torridus (southern grasshopper mouse), 312 nucleotides long. RefSeq names its product DNA-directed RNA polymerase III subunit RPC1-like. Gene Ontology annotation, molecular function: DNA binding; DNA-directed RNA polymerase activity. The coding region runs from base 1 to 312 and encodes 103 amino acids. The record is from RefSeq and is a predicted model, not a curated record. Gene Ontology annotation, biological process: DNA-templated transcription. NCBI's taxonomy places the organism in Eukaryota, Metazoa, Chordata, Mammalia, Rodentia, Cricetidae. The transcript is spliced from 3 exons.
AUGCCGGUGGUGGUACAGGGCAUCCUGGGGGUGUCCAGAGCUGUCAUCCAUAUCAGUGAGCAUAGAAGGAAGAAGAUGUUCAAGCUUCUAGUAGAAGGUGACAACAUGCAGGCAGUCAUGGCCACCAAUACCGUGAAAGGCAUCCAGAUGACUUCCAAUAACUACUCUCCCUCAGUGGAGAAAACUCUGGGCAUUGAGGCUGCCCAGACAACCAUCACCAACAAGAUCCAGCCCAUAAUGGUCAACCAUGGCAUGAGCAUCGACAGGAGACAGGUGAUGCUGCUCUCAGACCUGAUGACCUACAAGGUGUAA